GCCACCUUAUGGACACGCACGUGUGGUCAGCGCAGUGUCCGUCCGACGUUGGCCACACGCUUGUUUAGAAAGAGGGGCAGGGGCCCAAGUAUCCAAUACAAGUUUAAAAUGACCGUUUACCGCAGUGGAAGACAGAAGCGCUGAUCGAAAUAGAAUCCGAAUCUUAUUCGCAGUUGCGUUUCGGAAGGAAAUUGCGCACCAAUGUCGUUGACAAGUCGUUGACAUGUCGUGUUUGCUAAAGUGAUUCAUGCUGGUACGGGUGCGUGUUUCCUAGACCGUUUGUAUUGAAGCAAAACGCCGGUUAGCUGCAUCGAACUACAUAUAAUAGUACAAAUAUUCGAAUAGGGUCCUGGAGUAACUUGAAUAAAAGAAAUGGCUUUCAAGAAAAUGUUUUCAAUAUACAACUUUGGAGUGUUUCUUACUUUCACAUCUUUGUCUGGAAUCAUGUCAGUUAUGUCAAGUAUCAAUGUAGAAGAAGGAAUGGGUGUUACUGCAUUAGCGAUUGGGUAUGGAACAUCAUUGGUGGCGGCAUUAAUUGUACCAAGCUUAAUUGAAAGAGUCGGCUGCAAAAAGUUGUUCAUAAUAUCUGAGUUUGGUUAUAUGUUGUUUGUUAUUUCAAAUGCAUACCCAUCUUACAAUAUUUUGGUUGGUGGGUUUGUUCAAGGUUUAAGUGAAGCCUUAGCGUGGACAGUGAUGCCUCUAUUCACAUUUCACUACGCUAAAAAGCAUUUUACGAAAGGUUCAAAAACCAAUGAAGAAUAUGCAAAUCAUUACAUGGGGUAUUUCUUUGCUGCAGUCGAAGCCUCUAUGAUCAGUGGAAAUGCAAUUGGAUUUCUAAUUUUUCAUAUUGACCGCUCCGUUCACCCCAGUAAUGUUACAGCAGAGCACGCUGUUGACUUUAAGUUAUGCGGAAUAAAUGAUUGUCAACUUCCCAAUGCCACAGAACAAAAUUUAAGCCAGUACACCCCUACUCAAAGCAUGUUUCUCUACAUUGCAAUUGGGACUUUUGCAUUUAUACAAUUGGUAGCCAUCAUCCUACAUGCAUUGUAUUUGCCGAAAGAUCUAAAACCUUCCCAGCCUGAUAAAGCAAACAAUGAUACGCUCAUACAAGUAGUUAACUUAAACGAAAAUGAAGAAAUGGAAAUUUCCAACAACAGUGUCAAACUGAAAACAUCAGUAAUAACAACAUUGAAGUUAUGCGUACACCCAAAACACAUCUUAAUUUCUCUUCUUACAAUUUACAAUGGCAUGACAUUGGCUUUCAUCAUGACCGAGUUGACAAGAGCAUACGCCUCGUGUUUCUUUGGUUUGGAUAAAGUCAGUUUGUGUAGUAUGAUAUUUGGUGCAGCAGAUGCUUUCUCUGCAGUUAUCACUGGGAAGUUGGUUGCUAAAAUUGGAAGGAACAUUCUAUUUCUUGUUGCGUUUCUGAUUGAUGUGGUUUGCUAUGUACUAUGUCUGCUUGAGCUACCAAAUGAACACAACCAAUGGCUUGUGUACUUUCUGUUCUUUUGUCUAGGUGCUUCAGAUGGAGUUUGGCAACCUUUAAUAAUGGCAAUGUAUGGCGAAUACUUUCCGAAGCAAACAAUUAUUGCUUGCAACUUAUGGAACGUUGUGAUAAAUGUCGGUUAUACUUUCCAAUUUGCAAUCAGUACCUCACUUUGUGUUCACAGCAAAAUUUACAUUCAGUUGGGUGUGCUGGUGGUUGGAUUAGUUGGAUACUAUGCAUCCCAACUUCUAUACUACAAGGGUUCGAAAUAAAACAUAAAUCAAGCUGCUUUUAUUUCAUUCUAGGAAUUGGAAGGAAAUAAUAUACUAGUGCA
Messenger RNA from Ciona intestinalis (vase tunicate), 1820 nucleotides. NCBI's taxonomy places the organism in Eukaryota, Metazoa, Chordata, Ascidiacea, Phlebobranchia, Cionidae. The record is from RefSeq and is a predicted model, not a curated record.